Messenger RNA from Klebsormidium nitens, 1239 nucleotides. The record is from the annotation of a GenBank genome assembly. NCBI's taxonomy places the organism in Eukaryota, Viridiplantae, Streptophyta, Klebsormidiophyceae, Klebsormidiales, Klebsormidiaceae.
AUGGCUGUAAAUUCACUGCCCAGAUUACCCUUGCUUGCGUUCUUGGGCUAUCGGCGUCAGAUCGGCGUCGGAACGAGAGGCAAGGACAGGACAAAGGAGCUUUUUAACGUGGGGGCAGAGAAAGCAGAAGAGAUCCUUUUGAAGGGAAGGCGCCUCGGCCAACCAGACAUGGCCACGUGUCUCGAACCCAGCAACCUGAAGAGUCUUGCGGCGUUACAGGCCCUAAAGCGCCUCCACGUGUGGGACGCGGACUUCAAGAAGAUGCGCGAGCGGCACCGCGCGGCCGCGCUGCGGCUGCACCCGGACAAAGCCCCGAGGACCGGGGGCGACAGAAUGCGCGAGCUCAACGGCGCGUACGCAAUGGCCAAGACGCCGGAGCUGCACUUCGCUCUAUCGCAGCUGGAUCUGAAAGCGCGCGCGCGGGAGGAGGACCGCGCGCACGCGUUGAGAAGGCGGGAAACGAUGCAGAAAGAGACAGGGGAGGGUGCCCCGGGGGAGCAGAAGCGGGGGGAAAGUGCCCGGGGACUGAGGGCGGGGAAAAAGGAGGAACUAGAAAGGGCGGAGAAGAGGAAGGCGGAAUUGAUGGCGAAGCUGCGGGAGCAUGACCGGAAAUUGAGAGAAGCGGUUGAGGGGAAACGGAAUGUACCGGAAGAACGGAAAGUUGGAAAGACCUAUUUCGAGGGGCGAAAGGAGCAGGGGGGAGCAGAAAAGGAGAGGGAGAGGCGGAUAAGGCACGGAGAGGACGGGGUUGUGUUGAAUGCAAGAAUCUUCUGCGAAGAUUCUGAAGACGGAGAGAAUCUGAGAAAGGAACAUAACCUGAGCGGGGAGAAAGAACGGAACGGAACGGAGGAGUUCGGAGAAGCACAGGAGCGGAAGCGACGGGGGUUGGAGGACUUCGCGAGAGGAGUAGAGUUCAGUUGGAGAGAGGAGCUUAGGAAAGCGCGCGCGCAGAUGGGCCGCCAGACGACGAUCCUAGAUAAGCUGCGGGAAGAGGCGCGGAACUUCGGCGCGGGGGGAGAGUUUGGCACGGGUUCCGGGCCCCCGGAGGAAUCCGAGGCAGGGAUCGGGAGUAACGCUCGCGCAAAAUGCGCGCAACAAGAGCGAGAGCGCGCGCGAACACCCGUCGAUGAGCUGAUUGGUAGGAUCAUGGAGAAGAUUCGGAUCAUGGAGGUGAAGAACGAAGAGCGACUGGAUGCCUACCGCGCAACUAGACUGAGUGAAAGAGCAGAUGGGGCGUGA